Messenger RNA from Anopheles merus, 7772 nucleotides. It is a transcript of the gene Atg17, whose product is annotated as RB1-inducible coiled-coil protein 1. The record is from RefSeq and is a predicted model, not a curated record. The transcript has 14 exons. Gene Ontology annotation, cellular component: phagophore assembly site membrane; Atg1/ULK1 kinase complex; extrinsic component of membrane. Gene Ontology annotation, biological process: positive regulation of protein phosphorylation; autophagosome assembly; piecemeal microautophagy of the nucleus. Bases 1404 to 5870 code for a protein of 1488 amino acids. Gene Ontology annotation, molecular function: protein kinase binding; molecular adaptor activity. Lineage: Eukaryota; Metazoa; Arthropoda; Insecta; Diptera; Culicidae.
ACAGUUUUAUUUUCACUGCCCAUCUUGAAAAGCAAGAGUUCGCUUGCUGCCGCUGCUGCCGCCGUUGUUGUUGUUGUUGUUGUUGCUGCUGGUGUUCACAAGAAGAAAACUUUUCGGCCAGAACAGCCCAUAGACAGGUGUGUGUUAGUGUGUGUACAAACGUUGUUGUUGUUUUAUUGUGAUCACAAAGUGUGUGCGCGAGUGAACAGUUGUAGUUGUGUAGUGCGGAAAAGGCAAACUUUACAACUUUGCAGCACGGGGGCGAGCAAAGAAAAAAAAAAGCACCACAACAACAUCACUAGAGACAGCACACAGCAAGAGAGAGAGAGAGAGAGUAUGUGUGUGAGAGAAAGAGAGAAGGACACAAAGUGAGCAAAAGUCAGCACGGUGUAACACGAAGCACCCACUAAGCACGCGGACAGCGAUCGGCAUCAUCCUCUACCACCAUCCCUCCCACCCACAACAACAACCAACGAUACAACGGAGGGGGUGGGUGAAAGGCAGAAGUGAAAAAAAAACAUUAGAUCGCAAUCGCGCGCGCGAUCAUCACUCGUGUGCACAACGACGCAGCAGCGUCAAAGGGCUGGUUGUUGGUUGCAGGCGCGGCGCCACCAUCAACAACAAACCCCACACAUAUGCUCCGAUAAUAUGCGCAGUGGAGCAGCGCAGACCGGUAGGCGGCAACAGUGUAGCGGAUAGAGAGAGAAAGAGACAGUAGCAGCAGCAGAACACACCAGAGAGACAGACCGGACGAAGAGCAGCAGCAGCAGCAGCAGCAGCGCAAAUACGCCGUUUUGCUGCAGCAAAUCAAAAACAGCGCGAAUCGAUCGAGUGUAGUGUGUGUGUGUGUGUGUGGGGCAAUAAAUAGCAGUGAGUGAGGCCGCCCAAAGGUUAGCGAAUUUGGAGCGCAACGACCAAAGCACGUGAAACUGUGAUCCGCACCGCCUAGUGGCGCCGCACCGUUCGAUUGUCGUCACCCUCGCCCGGUUGGCUGCGUCGUGUGUGUGUGCCAUGCACUGAAGCUGUGAAGCAAACGGCGGGUCUAUUUCACACGCAGCAUAGCGGUAGGAACGAACCACCAGGACAUUACACUACGAACGCGCUUUGAGGCUUUGUGUUUCGGUGUGAGUGUGGCCCUUGUUGCUGGCAAAGCGGGAAUGCUAAGCUAAAAGGAUCGACCGGAUUACAUAUUGCAAAACGCGUUGGCCAAGCUCGAGGAAACGAAUGCGGUGGUGCGGCUUGGCACGGGUACCGCUGGCAGGCGUGGUGAAACGCGCGUGGAGGCAGGAGCAACCGGUGGCGAGGCUGUCGGAGGGGUGCGGCCGGCGGUUGACCGGUGAGCAGGCGGCGGGACGAUUGUUGCAAUAGGGUUGCGGGUGGAUUGCAUCGGCAAACCCGGCACCAUGAUGUUCGUAUUUCACGUGGAUCAAGGUCGCAUGCUGACCUUUAAGAUGGAGUGCAUGUUUGAGGACAUCCGGCGGUUGAAGGAGCUGAUCGAGCGGAACCAUGCGAUACCGGCCAGGAGCAUCGUGCUGCUGGUGAGCGGUGGCGAGCUGCUGGAGGACGAAAGUCGCGCCUGCCACUACGCCACCGGUACCGACACGAACCCGAUCUACAUGUUCUGCAAAACCGUCGGCGAGUCACCGCUGCUGUCGCCUGGACCGAUUAAAGAGACUGAGGUUGAUCUGGACGGUUUGGUGCGGAAAAGUCUGGAGCUUCCAGUGACGUUCGCGGGGAUGGCGGCCCGGGCCCAGCUCGCCCAGCGGAUCUACGAGAUGGGGCGGGAGGAGCUGCGGCGGUGCGAAUCGCUCAUCCACGAGCAGCACCUGCAGCAGCAGGGCUGGGCAGCGGUGGUCGCCAACAUGGAGGACACGAUCAAGGAGUUCCAGGAGCGGUGCGAAUAUUUCAACCGCUACUACGAGGAGCAGCUGCGGAUGUACGAGGAGCAGAUGGAUAUUUUGCACAGUUUUGACAAAAGCCUACAACAGCUGGCAGACAUUCCAAUCCUUUCGUCGCUGAUGGAAAAUGCCGAAUCACGCCCGUACGGUGUGUUCGACGAGGUGUUUAACCCGAGCAGAGCGGGCAGCAACACCGACCAGCAGUCCUCCUCUGCAGCGGGCGGUAGUGCUGGUGGCGGUGGUGGUGGUUCGGGAGGUGUGAUCGUAUCGACGAGCGGUGGCGGGCCGCCGCCAGACAUCGAGGGAAAACCGGACGGUGACACAGUGACGGAGGAGGGGCAAAAAGUGGAAGCCACUGGCAGCGGUACAGAGCUGGCAACGGUGGAGGACGGUGGUGGUGAAGUCGCACUGACGGAGGGCGAACGGGCGAAAGGCAUCUCGCUGCUCGACUGGAUCUCGGCGAUGGAGGGUCAGCUGACGCUGAAGCGCAUGGCCGAGGAGUGUCGCAUCAACAUCGAAAAGUUCAACCGCAACCUGCUGGUCAACCUGAACGAUCGCAUCGAGAAAGCGGUGAAAGCGUCGCAAAAUGUUGAUAUUAAGGUAGUGAAGGGAUUGGAGGAACGAUUGCGCGGGCUAGACGAGCUGCUGGCGAAGGCGAAAAAGCAGCUCGGCGACCAGAACGGGCUGGCGGAGGGUAUCGCGAAGAACCAGCAGUCGGCGAGCAAAAUCAACGACGCGUCGGUGCUUCCCCAGCUGUGCGUGUCGCACCAGAACACGCUGCAACUCAUGAAGAAGAACCAUGCCGAUCUGCUCGAAUACAAGCGCCGCUGUACGGUGGCGAAGGAGGAGCUCGGCCUAAAUCUAACGAAAAGGAUCAAGUAUAUUAUGAACGUGGAGACGAGGGUGCACGAGCUGGACAGUACGCUGCAGCUGUACCACACGUCGCUGCAGCGUCUGCAGAAGCAUCUGAGCAUCAUCGAGCAGAUUCAUAUGGUGCCGUGCAUCUACGUGAGCGCCGUAACCGAGGUGGUCCGUCGGCGUAUGUUCUCUAGCGCGUUCUUAAGGUGGGCUUCCGAUUUGGCAUGCCGGCUGAUGGCGAUACACAACGAGGAGGUUGCAAGGCGGCAGGACUUUACCUCCAUCUUCGAAGGGCACUUCCUGAGCUCGCUCUUUCCGGGCAUGACCGAUAUGCCACCGUCCUACGCCAUCCAGGCACCAUCGGUGUUCGAUUCUAGUCUACCAGCGCUGGACAAGCAGGACCUGGAGGAGCUGUCCCGCUACCUGCCCGAACUGACGGAGAAAAUUCCGCUACCGAACAUAGCUUCUGUGAUAGAUUUUUUUCAAACUCGAUCGGUAGAGCAGCAGCAGCUGCAGCAGCAAGAUGACGGCAGUGGCACCGGAAAGGACGAUGCCUCGGUACGCAGCAAAGACGGCGCUACGUCCAGCAGUGACAAUGCGCCGGAACAGCAGUCGGGCGGGAAAGAGAGUGAUAAGGUCGGAGCAGAAUCGGAAACCGACACCGAGGAUUACGAGAAGGUUCAAAAUCAGAGUCCCGUCGGUGGCCGCUCGACGCAGGAGGACGCACCGGCGGCGGCGGUGGCGGUGGUAGAGACGUGCAGUGUGGCCACCUGCACCGAGCCGGUGGAGACGGUUUGUGCGGAAACGCUUACAGAGGAUAAUCUCGGCACCACGCGCCUGGAGGUGGAAAGGCUCAAGGGUUUGCUCAGCAGCGUGUACCAGCUGUCGCAGGACUCGAUUAUGAUGCUGCGCGACCAGCUGGCACGGGUGCGGGCGGAGGCGGAUAGCAACCGCACCCAGUUCCAGUCGGAGCUCGGUGCAAUGAACCGGGCGUGGAACGACAUCCAGCAGCUGGCGCGCAACCGCGAGCGGGAAACGAUCCAGCAGCUGACCGUCGACCACGAGCUGGAGAUGAACGAUCUGCGCAAAAGCAUCCACCACAAGGACGAUGAGAUACAGUCGCUCCGGUCGGACAACAGCACGAUGAAGGCGAGCCACAUCGAGACGGUGUCGAGCUACGAGCAGGAAAAGCGGGAGCUGAGCGACCAGAUCGCGCAGAUGCGCGAGGUGAUCCGCCGGCUGGAGGAGCAGCUGGCGAGCGCCGAGGUGGACCGCAGGAAAGCGAUCCAGGAAGCGAUCGAGCAGCUGGAGCACAAGCACCGGACGGAGAUGGAAUCGUUGCGGUGCCGGUUCAAGCUGAUGGCCACCAGCAUGGACCGGUCGCCGUCGGACACGAGCCUGGAGAAGAUCGAGAAGCCGGACAUGAUCGACAUUGGAACGCACGAGCAGCUGCUGGCGCAGGUCCGGCUCGACCUGCAGCGGGAGAAAGAGCAGGCGAUAAAGGCGGCCGUGGAGGAGGAGCGUCAACGGUGGGAAGCGAAUGCGAUCGGGGGCGGCAGCAGCAUCGUUGGCAGUGCGGGCAGUGCGGGCAACCAUCGAUUGCACCGAUCGUACGGUGCGGCCGGUUCGCCCGGCAGCGGCAGCCAGGACGUGUACAAGCGCAUCCUGGACGAGAAGGACCGGCAGCUGGAGGAGCUGCGCGAAAAGGAGGCGCAGCUGAUGCGCGAGGUGAUGCGCAUGCGGGAAACGAUCCAAUCGCUGACCGAUCCGGAACUGAGCCCGCUGAACGACCACAGCUGCCGGGAGCAGAUGGAGGCGCUCGAAACCGACCGGCAGCAGCUGGCGGACCGGCUGGACAAGCUGCACGACAACCUGCGAACGCUCGAGGAGGAGAAGAACGCACUGGCGUGCGAGGUGCGGAAGCACCGGAUGGAUACGGCGCAGCUGCUGACCUGCUCGGAUGGUGACACGGUGACGUACGUGUGGAAUCCGAAGAACUCGCAGUACAACAUUGUGCAGUCGGGCGAGUUUACCUACUACUUGCACGAAAGCAGCUACCAGGCGCUCGGGCUGCAACCGACCGUAAGGGGCGAGCAGCCGGAAACACUGUUCGGCUUCGGUACGGUCAUACAUAAGGAAUUUUGCCACGCGCGCCGGGACGACAACCGGUACGGUGUGCCGCAAGGUGCGUGCUUCUAUCGCGUCAAGCUAAAGCCGGUCAAUGUGUCGAAAAAGAAGAAAGGACGACCAUCGUCGAGCAGAGGCAGCGGAUUGUCCGCUGAGAUGGCCCCUGCCCCGCAGCAACCACCGACGGCCGUCGUGACGAUCGAAAUGCAGUCCAGCAGCAGCAGCAGGAGUGGCGGCGGCGGCGGCGGCACGUUACCGAUCACUACCAGCGCCGGUGGUGGCCAGCUGAUCGAUUCAUUCGCACAAACCGACCACCCGACACCGUCGUCCACGACUACGAGCAGCACGACCGGUGGCAUGGCGGACGGUAGCAAAUCGCCCACCGCCGCCAGCCGGGACAUGAUCGACUCGGGCGUGGUGGAGCAGCAGCGCAGCAGCUACCGUGAGCGCAACAUUAGCAUCACGGACGAGGAGGACGGGGUGGUGGGCAGCUUCGGGAUCGGGUCGACGGGCAGCAUCGAUCGCAUCCGCUACCAGAGCGUGUGCGAGGAGGACGACCCAGCGGACGGCGACGACGAUGACGACGGUGACCUGGCGGACAGUGCCGGCGGCGGUGGUGGUAGCAGUGCGACGGAUCACCAACAACCAUCGUCUUGCUACGCAAGCGCCACUGACACUACCAUCGUUGUCACACGCACGAACCAGCCGCCGCUGAUCCAACCCUCCAUUGCCGCCGACAGUGGUAACAACAGUGAGGCGUCCACUGCCAGCAGCACUCAUCCGCUAGCCACCAGCACCAACAACUCCACUGUCACCGCAACUAACAGCACCACCCAGCCGGUAGCCGGCCAGUCGCUGCUGUCGAUCGCGGACGAUGUUAGCGAUUCGGCCGACUCCGAGUACCGGUCGCUCGAGGCAAACGAUCAGGAGGACAGUGACAGUGCGGUGGCACCGCUGCCGCUCGCGGGGAGCGCGGGACGGGAGUGAGCUGUGAGCGCUGGCUAUGGAGAGAGAGAGGGCAUGAUGGGGUGUUAAAGUGUGCUAAAUGUGUUGCGGAUUUUAGGAGCUACUAGAGAGGAUAAACGGGAAAAAUAUGCCAUGGGAGUUGCGCUGUGCUCGUCUGUUUCGGUUUUGUGCACAAUCAAUAAGUUAAAAGGUUUUUUUUUGCAAAUUAGAGCUCCUAAGCAGCACAUCGUGUAAUGUAAUAAGCAAGUGUCAUUGUAACUGCUCACUAGGUUUUAUUGCUAACAUACUUAUAUGUGUGUUUGAUUGAUCGCAUGUGCUACAGAGAGAGAGAGAGAGAGAGUGCUUAUUUUGUUUAAAAAGGCUUUUUUGCAUAUUAUUUUGGGAACUUUAUAACGAAAUUAAAACGUUAAUCCAUCAUUUUGUGUUGUAACCUUUAAAAAAUCUAACCAUUAAUCGAAUAAGAAAUGUACAUUACACCUUAAUUCAUACAACACAGCCAUCACACUCUCCCUUCGGGGGCUGCCUUUUACAGAAAAAAAGCAAAACAAGCAAAAAGCAAUUCCAUUGCGAGCGAGAGGGAGAGGGAGUCAGAAGCGAUGCGUGAUAACCGAAUGUGAAGAGCAGUUCGGCGGAAUGGCCAGCUCUCUAGAGAAAAGCGCUGUAAAAUAUCUUCUGUAAGGGGUUUGUUCACAAAUUCACAGUCUCUUCUCUAUUUUGUUUUUUUUUUUUUUUGCAAUACCAAUAACAAUUCCUUCUUUAAUCAAACACAAACAAUCACGAUCGAAUAAGGGAGAAAAACAACGGAAGGAACAGUUUAAGAUUGGUACACCGGAAAGGUGGAAGCGCUCAGCUUCAGCAGGUUGGUGUGUGAGAAGUGUAAAUUGCUUAGAAAAAGGCAAGUAAGGGUGAGAUUGUUAUAAAAAUUAGUAUAAGAAGCUGAUAGAGAAAAAAAAUCAACAAAGAAAGAGAGAAAAACAAUAUAACAAAAGUAAAUAUCUUGGUAAACUGGUAUGAUAGAAUGUUUUUUGAUAAAAAAAACAGAAACAAACGAAUACAAUUAAUCGAACGGACAUGGAAGCAAAACAGUGUAAAGGGAAAGAGAGAAAACAAAGAAAUAAAACAAAAAACAGUACGGUUUAUUAGAAGGCACCAUAAUCAGAGCUAGUUGUUUAGUAAAUUUGAACCAUUACGCUUAUGUUGAAUGUGGCUGCAGGGGACCUGAUGAAGUGUGUACGUGAGUGUGAGCGUGCGGAAGAAGAAGAAGCAAACAAAACGGGCAAACGGAGGCUUGGAAGAGUUAUGCUGAGGAAAAUUAUAAACUUUUGUAUAGAAGAGUAGAGGAAAAACAGGCAAAGUGUGUGUGUGUUCAUGCAGAUGAUAUGCGCUCGUAUGUCUCGAGCCUGCCAAUAAGUAUGAGGAAAUGAUGCGAAACAGACAAGGCUGUAACAAAAACCACAACUGAUGUGUGCGUGUGCGCGCGCGAAACAAAAUGAUUGUAUGUACGGUAGUGCUUUGUAUAAGUGCAAGGGCGUGAAAAUAAGGGGGGGGGGGGAAAUGCUUGUUGAUUGCAAAAUUGUAAAUCAUGGAAACGGGAAUGAUUUUCCUACUCGCAAUUCUACUGUGUCACGAUGUAGCGUUUUACAUUACAACUUUGUCCUAAUGCCUACCCGUUUGCUCUAACUACACUAUUGAAUGAUGAAUGGAAGAGAGGAAGCAGAACUGCGCUACUACUGUUAGUUAUAAUGUAAUUUACAACUGCAUACGCUGUGUGCGCCUAUAAUACUACGCCUUCGUUUGCCGUGGACGUGAUACUAUGGAAAGGAUAUGAUACAUGGCGGGACGAAUGUAAAGAAAUGCAGUUGUUUCGUGCAACAACAAGAAACUAAUAGAUAAAAUAAAACACAGAAAAACUCAACGAUCAAA